AUGCCUGCCCUCAACGCAGAACUGUCCCCUCCAGAGUUUGUGGACCGGCUCCAGAGCACCGGAGGGAUGGGCGACCACAAGAUUUCCCUGGGAGACGGUGCCGGAGGCGUGGACAACCCUGCCCUCGAGCUCACAGAACCCGAAGGAAAUCCCGAGACCGCAGCGCACCAGCAGCCUCCGAAGCCCAAGGAGGAAGGCAAUGCACCCAAAGCUCGAUUCAGGAGGAUCGAGAAAGUGACCCGGCCUUUUUCGAAGGCGAAGGGCUUUUGCAGCGCUCAUGCCAAGCUGCUCCGGAGGAUCUUCCUGGGCAUCUUGUGCGCAGGCUAUGUGGCCUACUUCGUCGCGGCCUGUUGGCUGAACUUCGACCGAGCGUUGGCGCUGGUCGUUUUAACCGGCUUGGCCGUCUGCUUCAUGGCCUACAGCCUGGUAAAGCGAUGGUGGGGUGCCAAGAUCGUCCGGAUGUUGCGCCCCUGCGGGAAGUGCUUCCAGAAAGCCUGGCCGUGGCUGAAAUGGGUCCUCUGUGCAGCCGCUCUGGUCGCUCUGGUGGCGUGGCUGGUCCUGGACGUGUCGCAGAGGCGGGAGCAGCUGGUGUCGCUGGGCGGCUUCGCAGUGCUGGUUGUGAUGCUCUUCCUCUGCUCCAAGCACCACGCGGCGGUGUCCUGGAGAGCCGUCUUCUGGGGGCUUGGCUUGCAGUUUGUCCUCGGCGUGCUCAUCAUCCGGACGGAACCGGGAUUCCAGGCCUUCCAGUGGCUCGGUGCACAGAUUCAGACAUUCCUGAAUUACACCACCGCCGGUUCCAGCUUCGUCUUCGGGGACAAAUUGAUCCAAGAAGUGUUCGCCUUUCAGGCGCUUCCCAGCAUCGUCUUCUUCAGCUGCGUGAUGUCCAUCCUCUACUACCUGGGAGUCAUGCAGUUCUUCAUUCUGAAGCUCUCCUGGCUCCUGCAGAUCACCAUGGGCACGGCCGCCACGGAAUCCCUGAGCAUGGUGGGGAACAUCUUCGUGGGGAUGACUGAAGCGCCGCUGCUCAUCCGGCCCUACCUGCUGGACAUGACCCGGUCGGAGAUACACGCGGUGAUGACGGGCGGCUUCGCCACCAUCGCUGGCAGCGUCAUGGGGGUGUACAUUUCGUUUGGGAUCGAUGCGUCGUCCUUGAUUGCUGCGUCGGUGAUGGCAGCACCAUGCGCCCUGGCGAUGGCGAAGCUCGUCUACCCAGAGGUGGAGGAGUCCAAGUUCCGGAGCCGCGACGGGGUGCGAAUCGCCUCUGGGGAGGAGAAGAACGUUCUGGAAGCCGCGGGCAACGGAGCGGCGGCUUCGGUGGGGCUGGUGGCGAACAUCGCAGCCAACCUCAUCGCCUUCCUGGCUGUGCUCGAGUUCAUCGACGCCGCGCUCUCCUGGCUGGGGGGCAUGGUCGACCUGCCGGAGCUCUCCUUCCAGCUGAUCUGCUCCUAUGUCCUGGUGCCGCUGGCGUUCCUGCUCGGGGCCAGCUGGGAGGACGCACCCCUGGUUGCCGAGCUGCUGGGAAUCAAGAUUUUCCUCAACGAGUUUGUGGCCUACCAGCAGCUCUCCACCUACAAGCAGAAGCGGCUGGACGGGCUGCCCGAGUGGAAUGGGACGCAGAAGCAGUGGAUCUCGGUGCGAUCCGAAAUCAUCACGACCUACGCCCUGUGUGGGUUCGCCAACCUGAGCUCCAUCGGGAUCAUGCUGGGAGGCCUGUCAUCCAUGGCUCCGCAGCGCAAGAGUGAAUUCUCCAGCAUUGUCCUGCGGGCGUUGUUCACCGGGGCCUGCGUCUCGCUGAUCAACGCGUGUGUUGCAGGCAUCCUCUACGUGCCCAGAGACGCGAUCGACUGCCUGCAGCUCUUCGGCUCGGCCAACCUCACCUCCACCAGCUUCCCCGUCUACGUCUGCUGCAGCGACCUGUUCGGCAGGUGGCUAUUCUGGAGCUCACCGAGUGACUCUGGGCCAGCCCCUGCCUCUCAGCCUAACCAACCUCACGGCCCAGCCUUGGAAGAGACUGGACCCCUCGGCCACCGCCUCUAUUUUAAUUUCUCAAAGUUCUUUCCAGUGGAGAGGAGACAAGCCAGCAGAGGGCACUCCUGUUCCCCGAAAAACUUCCACUGGGAACCCUCAAUUUGGUGGUGUGGCUAACUGAAAUGAUUCAACAAACUCAGAACUGUUCAUUUUUUCCACGGGGAAACACCCCACUGUUCUCUGCUGGGCGCUGGAUUAAAAGGAGGCAACCCUCGCCGUCUUCUAGACAAGCGCCUGAUGCACUUUUUCAGCAAAGCAUUGGAUCAAGUGCGUUGUAGCUUUUUCCAGAGUUAACUCAUUGUAAAAAUGGAACAAUCUAUUCAGGUAGAAUUUGGAGCUGAUAAAAGCAGUUGAGGAGGAAAUGGGAAUGCAUACAUGGACAGAGAGAGAAACAAAAGCCACCUCAGCGCACUGGCCCCUUGGGCGCCGUGCUGACACCGUGAUCUCACCUGUACGUUGUGCAGGUGUGGGGCAGAUGGCAGGGGUCACCCCUGGGAACAUCCAGCAUGCAAGCACCUGCACUGUUCUGGAGCCACAAAUGCCCACCCAGACCACCCGGCCUCUGAUCCACUGUCAAGGCACCGUUACUCUAGCUAAUACUUUGCACAAGCUCAUUUGUGGAAGCAGGUCUUUUGCUUCGUCAGCUCUACCCAUCUGAAGGAAUGCAGACCUGCACCCGCCUCUCUCGCGAAGGUUGCUCUCACAGCCAUAGACUAUGUUCUCGCAGGGAUGACUAUUUUUAAUGUUGGAAUCAGCACACUUUCUUUUUUACAAAAUAAAAUAAAAUAAAACGAGUUGAUUUCAGAUUCUAGGAGGAGGACACUAACGCUGCAGUCCUAUACAUACUCACUUAGGAAUAAAUCUCUCUAAAUUCAGUGGGACAGACCUCUAAGCAGAUAGACUCAGGACCGGGCUGUACAGGCAUCAGAAUUCAUACCAG
Molecule: messenger RNA, 2968 nt
Organism: Varanus komodoensis (Komodo dragon)
Lineage: Eukaryota; Metazoa; Chordata; Lepidosauria; Squamata; Varanidae
Gene: SLC28A2
Product: solute carrier family 28 member 2
Exons: 18
Coding region: 1-2145 (714 amino acids)
Biological process (GO): nucleoside transmembrane transport
Cellular component (GO): membrane
Molecular function (GO): nucleoside:sodium symporter activity
Source: RefSeq, a predicted model, not a curated record